AUGCCAACAUCAUUGACAAGAGAGCAGGUCGCCGGUGCCCAGCUCGACGGUGACUUUGCAAUAAAGUCGGAAUCAUCGGCACCAAAACUAGACACUUCAGAAUGGCCUUUGCUCCUGAAAAACUAUGAUAAGCUGCUCGUUCGAUCCAGCCAUUUUACACCAAUCCCUUCAGGUUGCAGCCCCUUGAAGCGCGAUAUUUCUUCCUAUGUCAAGUCCGGUGUCAUAAAUUUGGACAAACCGUCGAACCCUUCAUCCCAUGAAGUUGUUGCAUGGUUGAGGAGAAUAUUGCGUGUCGAAAAAACGGGUCACAGCGGGACACUUGACCCCAAGGUGACAGGGUGCUUGAUUGUGUGCAUAGAUCGCGCAACAAGGCUCGUUAAAUCACAGCAGGGAGCAGGAAAGGAAUACGUUUGUGUUCUUCGUUUACACUCUGGCCUUUCAACCCCUGCGGCCCUUCCUCGAGCUCUUCAAACCUUGACGGGUGCCCUUUUUCAAAGACCACCCCUCAUUUCUGCUGUCAAGCGACAGUUGCGCAUCCGCACUAUCCACGAGUCAAAACUUCUUGAAUUCGAUGAAAAACGGAAUCUUGGUGUCUUUUGGGUUUCUUGCGAGGCUGGGACUUACAUCAGAACUCUCUGCGUGCAUCUGGGCUUGAUAUUGGGAGUUGGCGGUCAUAUGCAAGAGUUGCGGAGAGUGCGAAGUGGUGCUAUGUCGGAAAAUGACGAUAUGGUCACGAUGCACGACGUAAUGGAUGCUCAAUGGUUAUACGAUAAUACUCGUGACGAGUCGUACUUGCGGCGUGUCAUUCGACCUUUGGAAUGUUUGAUGAUUGGGUAUAAGCGCAUCGUGGUCAAGGAUAGCGCCGUCAAUGCGGUCUGCUACGGCGCGAAACUCAUGAUUCCUGGGCUUCUGCGUUAUGAAGCGGAUAUUUCGGUGCACGAGGAAGUUGUCUUGAUGACAACCAAAGGUGAAGCCAUAGCACUUGCCGUUGCACAAAUGUCAACAGUUGAACUUGCCACUUGCGAUCAUGGUGUCGUUGCGAAAGUCAAGCGUUGUAUCAUGGAGCGAGAUACUUAUCCUCGGCGUUGGGGCCUUGGUCCCGUUGCGCUUCAAAAGAAGAAAAUGGUCAAGGACGGGAAGCUGGGUAAACACGGCCAGAAACUUGACGGUGUCACUCCAGUGGAAUGGAGUCGUGAUUAUACCGAUUACAGUCGGCAGGAGCAAGUGGCCGAACCCUCAGCAAAGCCAGUGGCCGAACCCUCAGCGACUGUGGUGCCCCCUGAUGUUCAAGAAGCCGCAUCCUCUGACAAAAAAGAAGAUAAAGAGAAGAAACGGAAACGGAAAUCCGAGGUACCAGAACCCGAUGUGGACAAAGCGGAGCGUAAACGGCGCAAAAAAGAAAAAAAGGCGAAGGAGUUGGAAGCGCCUGCUGAUCCAGAUGAAGAUGACGAAGCUCGACGUGCACGAAAAAAACUGAAGAAAGAGAAAAAAGCGAGAGAAUCUAUGGGAGGUGAAUAGUGGUAGCCUUGGCAAAUAGUUAUUUAUUUAAUUUGACGUGGUUUUGUUUUUUAUGUCUUGUUAUUUGUAUCACAUUCCAGGUAUAUUGCAGAAAAUUAAAG
Molecule: messenger RNA, 1619 nt
Organism: Laccaria bicolor S238N-H82
Lineage: Eukaryota; Fungi; Basidiomycota; Agaricomycetes; Agaricales; Hydnangiaceae
Exons: 6
Coding region: 1-1518 (505 amino acids)
Biological process (GO): snRNA pseudouridine synthesis; box H/ACA sno(s)RNA 3'-end processing; rRNA pseudouridine synthesis
Cellular component (GO): box H/ACA snoRNP complex
Molecular function (GO): RNA binding; pseudouridine synthase activity
Source: RefSeq, a predicted model, not a curated record